GCUUGGCCUCCUUCACUUCUCCCGGCGGCCACCGCCAGCCCUCCUCCUCACCGCGAGGACAGCCGGAGCAAGAUGUCGUCGCUGCGGAACGCGAUCUCAAGGCGGGCUCACAAGGAGCGCGCGCAGCCGGACGCGAGGAAGAAGUUUGGGCUUCUCGAGAAGAAGAAGGACUAUGUUAUCCGCGCCAAGGCCUUCCACCAAAGGGAGGAUCUCAUCAGGAAUCUAAGGGAGAAGGCAUCAAACAGGAACCCAGAUGAGUUCAAUUUCAAGAUGGUCAACAGUAUGACCGUGGAUGGAGUCCAUAGGCCCAAGCCUGAAACAAAUAAGUACACUGAAGAGGAACUUAUGCUGUUGAAACAUAAAGACAUGGGAUACAUCCUUCAGGCCAUUCAAAGUGAAAAGAAGAAAAUUGAACGGUUAAGCUCAACGCUUCAUGAACUGGAUAACAAGCGUGCAAACAAGCAUGUCUACUUUGCGGAAGACAGAGAAGAAGCCAAAGAAAUACAAUCUAGGGUAGAAAGCAGCAGCGCACCUGAUUUUGGCAACAUCCCUUCUCGUAUAAAGAGGAAAACAGCUUCCUCCUACAAGGAGUUAGAAGGCAGGAAACUAAGGGCGCAAAAGCUUGAGAAAUUGUACGCAGACAUGGCCUUGCAAAAAGAACUGAAGAAACCUGGACGCAAGCGGAAACUCCGUGAGGAGGAGAUCGAAAAUCCAACAUCACAGCCUGUUUAUAAGUGGCAUGCACAAAGGAAGCGGUGAAAUGGACCAAAGUUGGAUAAUUGGCAACAGAUUACCGAAUGAUCCUAAAUUAGAAGCUGGUGCUUGGAGAGUUUCUCUCCACUUCAGAAGCACAUUCCUGUGACUUUGCCCUUGCCCCCUUCACCCCCCUUGCCGAUUCUGCCCCAUAUAUUUAUAACCUUUACUUGGUGAUAUUUGUGGAUGCAAUGUCGGAGAUCACGUGCUGCUAUUAGCCUAGUAUUACUGUAUAAACAUUUCUUGAAAUGUUUGUAAGAGCAAUUUGAUGGAUAUAGUGCAAUUCAUGUCUCCGUA
Molecule: messenger RNA, 1050 nt
Organism: Lolium rigidum
Lineage: Eukaryota; Viridiplantae; Streptophyta; Magnoliopsida; Poales; Poaceae
Product: probable U3 small nucleolar RNA-associated protein 11
Exons: 8
Coding region: 73-759 (228 amino acids)
Biological process (GO): rRNA processing
Cellular component (GO): small-subunit processome; nucleolus
Source: RefSeq, a predicted model, not a curated record